AUGACAGGUGACACACACCGCAAGAUCUGUCAGCCCCUCCACCCCGCCAUUCGUGACAGUCUAGAUCCCCAAUAUGUCGCCUAUCAUGAGGCGCAUCUGCAGUAUAUCGAAAGAGAUGAGAUCAAUAGCUGGGACGGCUCAAUACGUACCAAGAAACAUUCUCUCCCUCCUGGAGGAACAAAACCUAUUCCCGUAGGGAGCACCAGUGACCAUGACGUUGCUAGAUUCCGAGUGAGAGUUUACACACCAACAGGCCAAUGUGAUGACCGAGGCUGGCCUGUCCUCGUCUGGUUUCACGGUGGUGGCUGGGCCGUUGGAGGACUCAACAAUGGCACCGAUCUUUGCUGCUGGGCUUGUGAGAGAGCGCGGUGUAUAGUCGUCAGCGUAGACUAUGGACUGGCCCCCGAAUGCCCAUUCCCUGCUGCAGUCGAGGAUGCAAUUGACGCCGUGAGAUGGGUGGCAUCUCGUCCAAUUGAACUACAAAAGAUAGACACUUCCCGUAUUUCCAUCAGCGGAACAUCAUCUGGUGCUAAUCUGGCGAUUGUCGCUGCAUUAUCUGCAUCGAACCCAGAAGUCCCUUUACCGACAGCUCAGCCUUCAUUCCCAAACACUAUUACACAUCCUCCUAUAUCAUUGAUCCUAUUCAUACCAGUUGUCGACAAUACUGCCACAGCUGAAGGGGUAUGGAGGCCCAAUGCCGAAACUGCACCUUGGCUUACACCUGCACGAAUGGAGUAUUAUCGUAAGCUUUACUUUACUCAUGAUCAUCACCGCUCUCAAUGGGACGCGAGCCCUAACCUCGCCCCCGAAUCUCUCUUGAGAAGGCUUCCAAAGACGUGGAUAGCUGUUGCAGAGAUGGAUAUUCUCGCACCAGAGGCACUGGCUUUUGGAGAGCAGUUGAGAGGGUUGGGAGUUGACGUGGAAACCUUGCUGGUGAAAGGCGGGACACAUUCUAUUCUUUCGCUUCAUGGUGUGAUUGAUAAGGGCUAUAAGAUGAUAGAAGAUGCUGUCAGACACCUACAAGUGACUUUUGGGACGGGCUAA
Fusarium subglutinans is the source of this 1044-nucleotide messenger RNA. Its product is annotated as esterase lipase thioesterase. Lineage: Eukaryota; Fungi; Ascomycota; Sordariomycetes; Hypocreales; Nectriaceae. Bases 1 to 1044 code for a protein of 347 amino acids. The record is from RefSeq and is a predicted model, not a curated record. The transcript has 2 exons. Gene Ontology annotation, molecular function: hydrolase activity.